CCCGUGCGUGCGCGCCCCCGCCUCCUGCGUCACUGGGAAGCGCGCGCCCGCGCCCCCGCCGCCGCCGCCGCCGAAUCCCCAACAAGGAGCGAAGCCCGCGGCCGCCGCCUUCGCCGAGCCGGCCGCCGCCGCCGCCGUCCCCGCUGGGCGCUCGAGCAGGCCGACGCGGUUCCAGGCCUCGGUGUCCACCUCAGCUGUGCCAUGGCCACCCCAGAUGUGAGCGUCCACAUGGAGGAGGUGGUGGUUGUGACCACUCCAGACACAGCAGUUGAUGGCAGUGGAGUGGAGGAGGUGAAGACAGUGCUGGUGACGACAAACUUGGCUCCUCAUGGGGGCGACCUGACGGAAGACAACAUGGAGACAGAGAGUGCCGCUGCGGCAGCUGCAGCCGCCUUCACAGCCUCCUCCCAGCUCAAGGAAGCCGUCUUAGUGAAGAUGGCUGAAGAGGGGGAGAGUCUGGAGGCAGAGAUUGUAUACCCCAUCACCUGUGGGGACAGCAGGGCCAGCCUCAUCUGGAGGAAGUUCGUGUGCCCGGGCAUCAACGUCAAGUGUGUCCAGUAUGACGAACACGUCAUCAGCCCCAAGGAGUUCGUGCACUUGGCAGGGAAGUCAACGCUGAAGGACUGGAAGAGAGCCAUCCGUAUGAACGGCAUUAUGCUCAGGAAGAUCAUGGACUCGGGGGAGCUGGACUUCUACCAGCAUGACAAGGUCUGCUCCAAUACCUGCCGCAGCACCAAGAUCGACCUCUCAGGGGCCCGGGUGUCCCUGAGCAGCCCUACGUCCAGCGAGUACAUCCCGCUCACGCCCGCCACAGCUGACGUGAAUGGCUCUCCCGCCACCAUCACCUUAGAGGCCUGUGAAGACCCUGGGGACUGGACCACGGCCAUCGCAGAUGACACUUUUGCCUUCUGGCGUGGGCUCAAGGAUGCAGGCCUGUUGGCUGAGGUCAUUCAGGAGUUCCACCAGGAGCUGGCGGAGACCAUGAGGGGCCUGCAGCAGCGGGUCCAGGACCCACCCCUGCAGCUCCGAGAUGCUGUGCUACUCAACAACAUCGUACAGAACUUCGGCAUGCUGGACCUGGUGAAGAAGGUGCUGGCCAGCCACAAGUGCCAGAUGGACCGCUCCCGGGAGCAAUACGCCCGCGACCUCGCAGCCCUGGAGCAGCAGUGUGAUGAGCACCGCCGCCGUGCCCGGGAGCUCAAGUGCAAGUCGCAGCACCUCAGCAAUGUACUUAUGACCCUGACGCCAGUGUCUCUGCCGCCCCCUGUGAAGCGACCCCGCCUUGCUCGCGCCACAUCUGGCCCAGCCGCGGUAGCCUCCCAGGUGCUGCCACAGCCGGCACAGAUCACACUUGGCACCAGUGUGCCUGUACCCCAGCUGACCAGCGUGCCACUGGGCAAGGUGGUAUCCACCCUGCCCCCUGCGGUCCUGGGCAAGGGCUCCUCCCCAGCCACACCUGCCAGCUCUCCAGCCUCCCCGCUGCUGGGCGGAUACACGGUUCUGGCCUCCUCGGGCCCCACCUUCCCCAGCACCGUGGAGAUCCACCCGGACGCGUCCAGCCUCACAGUGCUCAGCACAGCGGCCAUGCAGGACGGCAGCACAGUGCUGAAGGUGGUCAGCCCGCUGCAGCUGCUUACGCUGCAGAACGUGGCCCAGGCCUCCCCCGGGGGCAGCACCAUCGUGACUGUGCCCACGGGGGCCACACCAGGGCCUGAGGAACACACGGCCACCAUCGAGGUGGCCACUGUGGCUGAGGACCAUGAGCAGAAGUAGUUGGGGGGGCCAGGCCCCUUGGGCUGCAGAGCUGGCUGCCUCCUCGGGCUGCAGGCGGACCUCAGCGCAGGCUCUGGGAGCUGGCUUAGCCCAGACAGGGUGCGGGCGAACCAAAGAGAGGGGUCUCCAGCACCAGGCCAGGGCAGGGUGGGAGCCGAGAGCUGAGCAUCAGCUGCACGUGGUCUUCCAGCCAUGGACUUCCUCCUCCCUUUUCCCAGGAAAUCUAUUUUUCCAACUGUUGCUUAUUAAUCCCAUCUGCACCCAAGCCUUCCUUAGAGCUGGGUGGACGAUAGCCAGAGGCCUGGAGCAGUCGGAGCAGAAUGUGGUGCCAGGCAGCAGAGCCAGAGACCCCGUGGGUACUGGGGGCCAUGUGGUGGUCCCAGUUCCUGGGCCUGGCAAGCCUCCGGGAUCAGAGCCUGCCGCGCAAUGUUACUAACACAUGUCUUGGGGACUGUACCCAAGUGUGGAAACCCAUGGAUCCUAUGGAUUUGGUUUCUUCCCACAGUUUUCUGUAGGGUUAGUGUGGCUGUGCCCGUCCCCUGCCCUCAUGGGAGCAGGUGCGGGGCAGGCGUGGCCUAGCUCAGGGUCCCGUGCCGGUGGGGGCAGCGGUGCUGGGCUUCCACGAAGUCAGGUUUACAGCGUUUGCAACCAAACCAUGCCGAGUGCCUCAGCUGUCCCCGGUGGCCCCAGGAUCAGGCCUGUGGAGUGUCCCUGGGACUUUGCUGCCGGGCUAGGGCUGUGGAGGCACCUGUGACUGGGGAGUACGUGCCAGCCUUCGGGACCCCUGUCAGAGCUGGGAGCUGCCCCAAGUGGCCAUCCUGGGCUCCCUAUGGACCUGGAUUGGACUCAGGUAGAAGACCAGGCCAGGGGAAUGAGUGGGCAUGUGGGGGGUGGAUAAUGGCCUCCAGGCUCCAGCCCCCGCGGCCAAAGCCCUGCUGGCCCAGGGCCAGGUGGGACUCCUGAGGGCCCUGCCGCGCUGUCCUGCCUGCAGCCUUCUGUCUGCCAGUGCACCUCGGGGCCAGCUGGGCCAGUGUGUACUGAAGGUGUGCGUGCGCCUUUUACACUCAUUUCUACUCGGUCAUGAGUCACGUUAAAUGCAGCCAUGGGGUCCCAUGGGCACAGGAACACUGCUGGCUGCACUGGAGGACCCCUUCUGCCCCUGCGCCUCUUGUUCACUGAAAAAGGUGAUAUUUCAGAGCCAUACAUAGUCACCACAGGUCACCUCAGUGAGUCCCCUGGGACUUGGCCAGCCUGGAGGGGACCGGGCUGCCAAUGGGAGGAUGGGGCUGCACAGGACGGCCUGUGUUCACCUCCCCGUUCCCUUGCUGUCCACAGCUGAUCCUGCUGGCUCCACAGGCUGAGCAGGGACCCUUAGCGGCACGAAGCCAGCCCCCAGGGCUUGGCUUUCUGGGGGAGGCUGAGUGGUUAUGGCAGUGCCUGUUCAGAGGCACCUGGGGUGGGUGGUGUCUAAGCUCUGGAGCAGCAUCUGCUUGGUACUUGACUCAAUAAACACAUUUUUGUACCUCGCCUGUGCU
This is a messenger RNA of Ochotona princeps (American pika), 3308 nucleotides long. It is a transcript of the gene GMEB2, whose product is annotated as glucocorticoid modulatory element binding protein 2. Gene Ontology annotation, biological process: positive regulation of transcription by RNA polymerase II. Gene Ontology annotation, cellular component: nucleus. The record is from RefSeq and is a predicted model, not a curated record. Lineage: Eukaryota; Metazoa; Chordata; Mammalia; Lagomorpha; Ochotonidae. The transcript has 10 exons. The coding region runs from base 202 to 1773 and encodes 523 amino acids. Gene Ontology annotation, molecular function: RNA polymerase II cis-regulatory region sequence-specific DNA binding; DNA-binding transcription activator activity, RNA polymerase II-specific.